This is a messenger RNA of Diatraea saccharalis (sugarcane borer), 2383 nucleotides long. The record is from the annotation of a GenBank genome assembly. NCBI's taxonomy places the organism in Eukaryota, Metazoa, Arthropoda, Insecta, Lepidoptera, Crambidae.
AUGAAAAUAUUUAUGCUGAGUCUUCGACAAUCUGCAAUCCGUCAGCGAUUCAUUGUGGCGAUAGUAUCUUCAGAUGGAGAAAUCUCGUGAAGUCAAUCCAGUCAACUACAUCGUUAUAAUGACCCAUAUACAAUGUUUGUUUUGGGUUAUUACGAUACUUGCCUGUCAUGCAACACAACUAAAUAAUGGCGGAGACAAAAAUUCUAUUAUAAUAGAGAAUAUAACCGAAAGUCUUGAAGCAAUCAAUGGGACCCCCAACUACAGACUGAUAAAACCCAAUAGAGCUACACCAUGGUAUCCAGAACGGGAAAUAAAACUCGACAGUUGCGUCAGGAAAGCCCGUUGUGAACCCUUAGAGAAGUCAACAUGUUUGGGCGCCAAAUUGUCUUACGAGAGUACUAGUGUCCUUCUCACCUUUUACGAAACACAAAGUCAAAUUCAAACUCAAUUGGAACUUUAUAAAGAGUUGAUUAAUGUUCCUAAAUGUUGGGCUGUUAUUCAACCUUUGCUUUGUGCAACAUUCAUGCCCAAGUGUGAAAAAGUACUCGGUCGAGACAUGGUAUACUUACCAUCUUAUGAAAUGUGCAAAAUAACAAUGGAACCUUGUGCUAUACUGUAUAACACCUCAUAUUUUCCAUCUUUUCUGAAAUGUAACUCUACUCUGUUCCCCCCACGAUGCGAUAAUGCUGGAAGGGAGAUGAAAUUUAACACUACCGGGAAAUGUCUGCCGCCUCUCAUACAUACAAAUAAACAGCUGCACUUUUACGAAGGUAUUUCAGGUUGCGGUUUGCCUUGUCGGGACCCGUUGUAUACGGAAGAUGAACAUCAACAGAUCCAUCGGCUCGUGGGAUGGGGUGCUGGUAUUUGCCUUGCCCUGAACUUGCUUACUGUAGCGACAUUCCUUAUAGAUUGGCGUAGUGCCAAUAAAUAUCCAGCCCUCGUCAUAUUUUACAUUAAUGUCUGCUUUGCCGUUGCGUCUAUGGGAUGGCUAGUUCAGUUUGGUGUGGGGUCGAGGGACGACAUAGUUUGCUCAAAAGAUGGGACCAGACGUCAAGGUGAACCUUCAGCUGAAGAAAACUUAUCGUGUGUCGUCGUAUUUGUAUUAGUGUAUUACUUCAUGAUGGCAGCUUGUGUUUGGUUUGUCAUAUUCACGUAUGCAUGGCAUAUGAGUUUUCGAGCAUUAGGUAAAAUUCAAGAUCGGAUUGAUAAGAAAGCUGCCUAUUUCCAUUUAGUGGCGUGGUCCCUUCCAUUGAUUUUGACUAUAGCCACUAUGGCAUUCGGAGAAGUGGACGGUAGCAGUGUGACCGGCGUUUGUUUUGUGGGCUACGUGAACCAUCCCAUGCGGGCCGCGUUAUUGCUCGCUCCUUUGUCAGUGGUGCUAAUACUUGGUGGAUAUUUUUUGCUCAGAGGUGUAUUCUCAUUGAUCGCCGUUCGUGUAUCAAGUAAAGAUGUGAUAUCUCCUCGAGCGUCGAACAAGAUUCGGCAAACGAUCACACGCUGCUCACUGACAGCCGCGCUGGUAGCCAUCUUUAUAUGUGUCACUUUCGCCUGUCACAUCUAUGAAUUCAGAAACGCUGAUCUGUGGAAGGACUCAUUCAAGAAAAAUAUAAUAUGUCGAUUGGAAGCGCUACGGGAGAGCGAGAAGGAGUGUUCGUCGGGCGUACGUCCGUCUGUCUCCGUUCUGCAGCUGCGUCUGCUCUGUUGUUUUGCGGGAGGUGCAUUGAUGGCUUCCUGGACCUGGACCCCUGCCGCCGCAGCCGCCUGGAGACGAUACUUGGCCAGGAAGUGUGGAUGCUCGGUGGAAGCAGAAGUGACUCGUCGCGCGACCAAAGACGAGUUGAUAAGGCGCGCGUACCGUCGCCGCGGAGAAUUUGCAGCGCGUGGACGAUUGUCUAUCUCACUGGGUGCGUCUAGGCAGGAUCCAGUGGGCUUGUACAUUGAUCACGCCUCACCUAUAGAUUACCCGGAAGACGCCAAGCACGAGAGCUGCGAGCUGUCAUCAUCGUGGGCUGCUAACUUACCGCGUUUCGUACGUCGCCGCGACGCGCUCGUGUUGCCUACACACACGCAUCAUUCGCUAAGCUCUACGCCGGAUCGCAGAAAUUCGCAGGAUUCUCAAAUUAGUAUAAGUCUACGUCACGUCUCCGUUGAGUCUCGCCGUAAUUCGCUAGAUAGUCAACUUUCCGUGAAGAUUGCAGAGAUGAAAACCAAAGUCGGUCGCCGUAGAACUAAGCACACCAAAGCCAAAAGAAAGGCUCGUGCUGCAAGUGCCCGCAAGGAAAGUACACCGUCUAUCGAGAGUCAAAUCAGCCGUUAUUGGCUGCAGGCCGUCGCGGCCAAUAAUGAUCCGUCCCGUGAGGAAGUAAAAUUUAGUUUUGAUUGA